This is a messenger RNA of Fusarium sp. VM40, 1452 nucleotides long. Lineage: Eukaryota; Fungi; Ascomycota; Sordariomycetes; Hypocreales; Nectriaceae. The record is from the annotation of a GenBank genome assembly.
AUGGACGAAGACACCCUGAAGGAAGCUCUCACAAGCUUCCCCAAUGCCGAAAAAAUAGCACCACCAGCCGCAGCAUCAGGGCUCAACAUCAAUGCACUCUUCGAUAAUCCUCUAUUUGCAGGAGGAAUUGGCCUCGCGUCUCUGGGAGCAGUUGCAGCUUUCGCGCGCAAAGGCGCAAUCUCAGCAAUCGGAGCAGCUCGUCAUCGCUUGCUUGUCAACGUCGAGAUCAGCAAGCAAGAUCCUGCCUACCCAUGGAUCCUAGCUUGGCUGUCGCAGCCCCGAGAAAACCCAGGCUUCAUUGCUUCCCGCCUCACACGAAUCCAUAACCUCUCCGUCACGACAACCACCGCAUCUCGAGCGACUGGGGUCAGCGGACCCCAGAAUGCGCACUUCUUCCUACAGCCCGGCUUUGGACGACACAUUGUCAAGUUCGGCAAUGCAUACAUUGCUGUGAACAGAGAGAAACACAACACAGCGAAUAUGAAUACAGGCGAACCACACGAGAUCGUUCAGCUGACCACACUGUGGGCGCACCGACAUGUUUUCGAGGCGGUAUUUACCGAGGCGCAUAAGUUGGCAGCAAAAGCGAACGAAGGAAAGACAAUUGUAUACUCAGCCCGCGGGAUGGACUGGCUGCCACUCGGAGAUCCAAGGAAGAAGCGGCCAUUGGGCUCGGUGGUCUUGGAUGAGGGCGUUAAGGAGAAUGUCGUUGGCGAUGUUCAAGACUUCCUGAACCGGCAACAGUGGUAUGUGGAUCGCGGUAUUCCAUACAGAAGAGGCUAUCUACUAUUCGGUCCUCCAGGCAGUGGAAAAACUUCCUUCAUUCAGGCGCUUGCAGGAGAGUUGGACUUUAGCGUGGCCAUGAUCAAUCUUAGCGAGAUGGGUAUGACGGACGAUAAGCUGGCAUAUCUCCUUACAAAACUGCCCAAGAGAAGUAUCCUACUGCUCGAGGACGCUGACGCAGCAUUCGUGAACCGACGACAACGGGAUUCCGAUGGUUACAACGGCGCGACUGUGACUUUCUCCGGACUUCUGAAUGCCCUUGACGGCGUUGCUGCGGGCGAAGAGCGCAUUGCGUUCCUAACAACGAACCACGUUGAUCGCCUUGACCCUGCGCUGAUUCGACCUGGGCGAGUAGACUUGAUGCUUCGAAUUGGUGAGGCAACACGCUACCAGGCAGCUCAAAUGUGGGAUCGAUUCUACGGCGACGUUGAUGGAGACCACUCUGGCCGAGAACGCUUCCUUAAUCGACUUGAAGAGCUGGGUCUGUUUGGAGUUGGUCCAGAUGGAAAGCCAUCAAACAGACACACGAGCACUGCAGCGAUUCAAGGACUGUUUCUGUUCAAUAAGAACGACAUGCAGGGUGCUAUCGAUAUGGCUGAGGGUCUCAUCCCAAGGAAGUUUGAAGCUUCGGAUGAGGUUCCAGAAGGGGCGAUUAAGACACCUGCAUAA